Molecule: messenger RNA, 339 nt
Organism: Gongylonema pulchrum
Lineage: Eukaryota; Metazoa; Nematoda; Chromadorea; Rhabditida; Gongylonematidae
Source: the annotation of a GenBank genome assembly
CAAGUUGCCAAUGAUACUUCACAGGACAGCAUGGAAGAGGAUGUUAGCACGGAAGUUGGCAUUGAAGCGGAUUCCGAUGUUGAGGAGGUGCUGCUGGAACCGCGAUUCAAAUAUUCUCGGAUUUUAAACAGCGUCCCAGCCAUAUUGCGACAAGAUGCGGCCACAUGUAUGGCAAUCCAUGACAAAUUUGCAGCAUUGGGCAGUCGCUCUGGCUAUGUCUAUAUUGUUGAUCAUUUUGGUAAUUUACAUCCCGAAAAUGUGAGGCUUUUUUUCAUUUGCUUCAUAAAUUUAGUGCUUUUUGGCCGUUGUGUGAAGCAUUUUGUUCAGCACUUAGAAUGA